UGACUUCAAUGCGGCUUGGGAGGUGCUAGAUCUAGCACGGGCGAUAUACGCCAAGCAGAAUGAGGAAGAAUCGAAUGAGGAUGUACAACUCAAGCUGGCAGAUACUUAUAUCGCAUUGGGGGAUGUCUCGCUUGAAACAGAGAAAUUCGACCAGGCCAUUACAGAUUACGAAGCCGGCCUGGACUUGAAAAAGGACUUGCUACCGCGCAGUUCGCGGCAAAUCGCUGAAGCU
Molecule: messenger RNA, 232 nt
Organism: Mycena citricolor
Lineage: Eukaryota; Fungi; Basidiomycota; Agaricomycetes; Agaricales; Mycenaceae
Source: the annotation of a GenBank genome assembly